Molecule: messenger RNA, 861 nt
Organism: Vespula pensylvanica (western yellowjacket)
Lineage: Eukaryota; Metazoa; Arthropoda; Insecta; Hymenoptera; Vespidae
Product: mitochondrial import inner membrane translocase subunit Tim17-A-like
Exons: 3
Coding region: 188-748 (186 amino acids)
Biological process (GO): protein import into mitochondrial matrix
Cellular component (GO): mitochondrial inner membrane; TIM23 mitochondrial import inner membrane translocase complex
Molecular function (GO): transmembrane protein transporter activity
Source: RefSeq, a predicted model, not a curated record
AUAUUAAUGCGAGAUAUCGAGAAGUGAGACGUAUCGAGGUUAUAUAUCAAAUUGAUUUUAACAAUAAUUAAGAUAAUCAAUUGUAUCAAUAAUACAGAUAUAUAAAGAUCAUGCACGAUUUCUCGUGUCUUGUUGAAGAAGUUAAAAUCGAAACGUUUUUUAGCAUAAACGAAAAGGAUAGGAAAAGAUGGAAUAUACACGAGAACCGUGUCCUUGGAGAGUAAUCGACGAUUGUGGGGGUGCAUUUGCAAUGGGCUUGAUAGGAGGCUCACUUUUUCAAAGCUUUAUCGGUUUCCGUAACGCUCCGUCAGGCUUUCGAAGACGACUUUAUGGUGGUUUGAGUGCAAUAAAGACACGAGGACCUCAAGUGGCCGGUAACUUCGCAGUAUGGGGUGGCCUAUUCUCAGCGUUCGAGUGUACCCUGAUUGGUUGUCGUUCGAAGGAAGAUCCAUGGAACUCGAUAAUGAGUGGCGCAUUGACUGGCGGCGUUUUAGCUGCCAGAACUGGGAUACCAUCGAUGUUGGGUAGCGCAACAUUCGGUGGCUUUUUAUUGGCACUGAUAGAGGGUGUCGGUAUCAUGGUGACCCGUCUUCAAGCGGAUUUCUUCGCACAACAUAAUACCGUAUACGAAUUGGAACAAGUACCGAGCGGCAAGAGAUUCGUUUACACGGGAAAUGUAUCCAACGUUGAAAGACAAUCGAAUAAUGUACCGACCAGUUUAGAACUCGAACGAAUCGCCAAAGUUUGAAGGCGAAACCAGAUUGAAGAUCUUUGAUUUGUGGUGUUAUGUUGAUCCGCAAGUGUCAUCGUGUUUUAUUUUACUUUGUUAUUUUUGUUCGUUACACUUCCAUUUUCUACUUC